CACAUCCGCUUCUUUCCUUUUCCUGUUCGAUCUCAUCAUGGCGCCUAUGAAACAGAAGAGACCUGCUGCAGGCAAUAAGUCCAGAAAGGCCCCUUCAUGGAAGUUCACCUUAGACCUGACCCAUCCUGUGGAGGACGGGAUCCUGGACUCGGCAAACUUCGAAACCUUCCUGAAAGAGCGGAUCAAGGUGAACGGAAAGACGGGGAACCUGGGGAACAUCGUCCAGGUCGGCCGCAUGAAGAACAAAAUCAACGUGACGUCUGAAAAACAGUUAUCCAAGAGGUACCUGAAGUACCUGACGAAGAAGUACCUGAAGAAGAACAAUCUCAGGGACUGGCUGAGGGUGGUGGCGUCCGACAAGGAGACGUACGAGCUGCGUUACUUCCAGAUCAGCCAGGACGACGAAGAGUCGGAGGCAGACGAGUGAAGAACUGCAGGAGAGCUCUGCUGAUUUCUGUCUGCAAGAGAAUAAAAGUGGAGAAAAAAAUC
Molecule: messenger RNA, 489 nt
Organism: Girardinichthys multiradiatus
Lineage: Eukaryota; Metazoa; Chordata; Actinopteri; Cyprinodontiformes; Goodeidae
Gene: rpl22l1
Product: ribosomal protein L22-like 1
Exons: 4
Coding region: 38-427 (129 amino acids)
Biological process (GO): cytoplasmic translation
Cellular component (GO): ribosome
Molecular function (GO): RNA binding; structural constituent of ribosome
Source: RefSeq, a predicted model, not a curated record